AUGAGGCUGAACCCGGCGAAGUGCGCCUUCGGUGUAUCUUCCGGUAAAUUUCUCGGGUUCAUGAUCAGUCAAAGGGGAAUCGAGGCCAAUCCCGAGAAAAUAAAAGCCAUAAUCGACAUGGAGACGCCGAAGACGCAGAAGGACAUUCAGAGCCUUACCGGACGUGUCGCUGCCCUGACACGCUUCAUCUCCAAGGCUACCGAUAAAUGCGUGCCGUUCUUCAAAGCUUUGAAAGGGGGCAAACAUCAUAUAACAUGGACUCCCGAAUGCGACCAAGCAUUUCAAAACUUGAAGAACUACAUGAGCCAGGCACCACUGUUAUCAAAACCGCUGCCAGGCGAGCAAGGCGCUCCAGAGCGCAGAGCUUCGGUACCCACCCUUGGAGCAGCUAGCACUGGCCCUGGUCGUCUCGGCGCGAAGACUUCGCCCUUACUUCCAGGCUCACGAAAUCACAGUUCUGACGAACCAGCCUCUUUGGCAGGUGCUCCAAAAGCCGGAAACAUCUGGGCGAUUGGUCAAAUGGGCAAUCGAGUUGGGAGAAUUGACAUACAGUUCAAGCGAGGCCUGCAGAAAAAGGCCAAGCCGUUGCCGACUUCAUCUCCGAGCUCACACCUCCCUUGCGAUAUAUCGGAGCCAUCCGCAAGCGCCAUUCCUCUUGCACCAGAUAAAAGGAUACCGAACGUUUCGGACACUUUUUCCCUCUCGGAUUCCUGCAAUGUGGAUGGGCCGGGCAAACCAGCAAGGCUGUGGCGUCGGGUUGGUGUAACCACUCCGGCCAUAGGCAAAAUGAGUUAUGAGUUAUGUCAUGGAUGGCCCGAUUCAACUUCCGGGCCCUCCAAAACGAUUGGUGUCCCCAUGCCGCCUAUUGAGGCCCUCUAUAGUGGUGGCUUCGUGGUUACGCUUUUUUUUUUAAGGGCGCAUGAGCGCGACGCAGCAAUCUGGACAUUCUGCGACACAGUGCGUGUGUGUGUCCAGCUAAUGGGUCGACCAUAUGCCUACGGCAGACUUCGUAAGCAGAAGGCUGCUCAUCUGUAG
Molecule: messenger RNA, 1035 nt
Organism: Prunus armeniaca (apricot)
Lineage: Eukaryota; Viridiplantae; Streptophyta; Magnoliopsida; Rosales; Rosaceae
Source: the annotation of a GenBank genome assembly